Messenger RNA from Microthlaspi erraticum, 1377 nucleotides. NCBI's taxonomy places the organism in Eukaryota, Viridiplantae, Streptophyta, Magnoliopsida, Brassicales, Brassicaceae. The record is from the annotation of a GenBank genome assembly.
AUGACACAUAGAGAAAAGGAGCUAGACGAAGCUUUCAAAGAAACUAAAUGUUUCUUCCCUGUGGUAGUUAAAGGGUUAAUGAGUGUGGUGAAUGAGGAAGCAACAACUCCAGAAGAAGUGUUAGAGAUUCUAGAAGAUUUCAAGGAGUUGACUGCAGAUGAAUUGCCGAAUGACCUGCCUCCUAUGCGAGAUAUUCAACAUCAUAUUGACUUGAUUCCAGGUUCUAGCUUACCAAACCUUCCCCACUAUCGUAUGAGCCCGAAGGAGAAUGAGAUUUUAAGGGAACAGAUUGAGGAUUUGCUGAAGAAAGGGUUUAUUCGUGAGAUCAUGAGCCCAUGCGCAGUGCCAGUCCUUCUUGUUCCUAAGAAAGGUAACCAAUGGCAAAUGUGUGUUGAUAGUAGAGCUAUUAACAAGAUAACCAUCAAGUAUCGAUUUCCUAUCCCUCGACUAGAAGACAUGCUUGAUGAGUUGGCGGGUUCUAAGGUAUUUUCAAAGAUAGAUCUUCGUAGUGGAUAUCAUCAAAUUCGAAUCAGGCCUGGAGAUGAAUGGAAGACAGCUUUUAAGAGCAAAGAUGGAUUGUAUGAAUGGUUGGUGAUGCCUUUUGGGUUGUCAAAUGCUCCUAGUACUUUCAUGAGAUUGAUGAACCAGAUUCUUCGACCAUUCGCUGGUUCUUUUGUGGUUGUUUACUUUGAUGAUAUUUUAAUUUACAGCAAGACCAAAGAAGAGCACUUGGAUCAUUUGAAGCAGGUUUUGCAAGUCUUACAAGAAAACCAGUUGUACGUUAAUCUGAAGAAGUGUACAUUCUGUACCAACAAGCUGGUAUUUCUAGGAUUUGUUGUUGGUGAAGAAGGGAUUCAGGUUGAUGAGGAGAAAGUGAGAGCUAUUAGGGAUUGGCCUGCCCCUAAAUCAGUCACUGAGUGUUUGAAGAAAGGGAAAUUCUUUUGGGGGUCUGAACAAGACAAGAGUUUUGCUUUAAUUAAGGAGAAGCUAUGUACUGCACCAGUCUUAGGCAUUGUCCUGAACUUUGAUAAAGUGUUCCAAGUUGAAUGUGAUGCUAGUGGAGUUGGAAUAGGUGCUGUCUUAUCUCAAGAGAAAAGACCAAUAGCUUUCUUUAGUGAGAAGUUAAGUGAGGCUCGCCAAAGAUGGAGUACUUAUGAUCAAGAGUUUUAUGCAGUAUUUAGAGCUCUAAGACAGUGGGAGCAUUACUUGAUUCAGAGAGAGUUUAUCUUGUUCACUGACCACCAAGCUCUGAAGUUCCUUCAUAGUCAGAAAGUGAUAAACAAGAUGCAUGCUCGAUGGGUAAGCUUUCUGCAAAAGUUUCCAUUCAUUAUUCAGCAUAAGGUCUGGGACUUCCUUACUCAUUACCUUGACACAUGA